Carica papaya (papaya) is the source of this 3725-nucleotide messenger RNA. Its product is annotated as L-arabinokinase. NCBI's taxonomy places the organism in Eukaryota, Viridiplantae, Streptophyta, Magnoliopsida, Brassicales, Caricaceae. Gene Ontology annotation, molecular function: ATP binding. The record is from RefSeq and is a predicted model, not a curated record.
CCACAAUUCUCUCUGCUCCCCUUCCAAAUCAUUCAAACACUGCAGUGAUAACGCCUGAUUCAUAGACGGGCAUUUUUCCCACAAAAACUUCAUUAACUGGAUUUGAAUUACGUAAAGCGGGAGGCAAUUUGCAACAAACUCGGAGCAGAAGACGUCAGAUCUUCCCCGCUAGGGACGACUUGAAAAAGACUGCCAGAGAAAAGAAAGAAAUAAAAACUUCCGUCAUCAUCUUUCUAUCUUCCACCUCCCUCAAGAGUUUUCUCUCUCUACAUGAAUGUAUUUACAGUGAUACGGAUUAGACAGCGAAAUCAUAGAUAGCCUUGGGGUUUUCACUAGUCUUUUCAAUCUAAGUAUUUCCUCUCCCUCAUCAGUAUCGAUAUACGUAUAACAGCCUUUGUGACGUUCAGAGUAUUGAAACAAGUAAGAAAAUGAGGAUACAGGAGAGUGACGGAGUAUCAGCGUCAAGGAAGCACCUGGUCUUUGCUUACUAUGUUACUGGCCAUGGUUUUGGCCACGCUACUCGUGUCGUUGAGGUCGUUCGGCACCUGAUUGCGGCGGGGCAUGACGUUCAUGUGGUCACGGGUGCACCUGACUUUGUCUUCACUUCCGAAAUCGAUUCUCCUCGACUUUUCAUUCGCAAAGUUCUUCUAGACUGCGGAGCUGUUCAGGCAGAUGCAUUGACUGUUGAUCGCCUUGCUUCUCUGGAGAAGUAUGUAGAGACAGCUGUGGUGCCUCGAACUUCUAUUUUGGAAGCAGAAAUAAACUGGCUGAACUCCAUCAAAGCUGACUUAGUGGUUUCUGAUGUCGUCUCAGUGGCUUGCCGUGCAGCAGCUGAUGCUGGCAUUCGCUCAGUUUGUGUCACCAAUUUCAGUUGGGACUUCAUCUAUGCUGAAUACGUAAUGGCUGCUGGGAAUCAUCAUCGGUCCAUAGUUUGGCAGAUAGCAGAAGAUUAUUCUCAUUGUGAGUUCCUCAUCCGUCUCCCAGGUUAUUGCCCAAUGCCUGCUUUCCGUGAUGUUAUUGAUAUACCACUUGUUGUGAGGAGGUUACACAAGUCCCGCAAUGAGGUUAGGAAGGAGCUUUCAAUUGGGGAUGAUGUGAAGCUGGUUAUUCUUAACUUUGGUGGACAGCCUUCGGGCUGGAAGCUGAAGGAAGAGUGCUUACCACUUGGUUGGCUGUGCCUGGUUUGUGGGGCUUCUGAUACUCAGGAGCUGCCACCUAAUUUCAUUAAGCUUGCAAAGGAUGCUUACACACCUGAUCUUAUAGCUGCAUCUGACUGUAUGCUGGGAAAAAUUGGUUACGGCACUGUCAGUGAAGCCCUGGCUUAUAAGACGCCGUUUGUCUUUGUCCGCAGAGACUAUUUCAAUGAAGAACCAUUCCUUAGAAAUAUGCUUGAGUAUUAUCAAUGUGGUGUUGAGAUGAUCAGGAGAGACUUGUUAAUGGGUCACUGGAAACCUUACCUUGAACGUGCAGUUAGUUUGAGACCGUGCUAUGAAGGUGGCAUCAAUGGUGGUGAGGUGGCAGGUCACAUCUUGCAGGAGACCGCUAUUGGAAGGAAUUGUGCAUCAGAUAAGUUUAGUGGAGCAAGAAGAUUACGGGAUGCCAUAGUUCUUGGAUAUCAACUACAAAGGGCUCCUGGAAGAGAUCUUAGCAUUCCUGAAUGGUAUGCAAAUGCUGAAAAUGAGCUUGGUCUAUGUACCGGAUCACCAACUGAUCAAACAAGUGAAAGCAACUCAUUGAUGAGUUCAUGCACUGAGGACUUUGAGAUUCUUCAUGGAGAUCUUCAAGGUCUUUCUGACACAAUGAGUUUUCUAAAGAGCUUGGCAGAAUUGGAUAGUAUAUAUGAUUCUGGAAAGAAUACCGAGAAGCGUCACAUGCGUGAGCGCAAGGCUGCUGCCGGCCUCUUUAAUUGGGAGGAAGAAAUUUUUGUGGCUAGAGCGCCUGGAAGAUUGGAUGUAAUGGGAGGCAUUGCUGAUUAUUCAGGAAGCCUUGUUUUGCAGAUGCCUAUAAGAGAAGCCUGCCAUGUAGCUGUACAAAGGAAUCAUCCAAGUAAGCAUAGGCUUUGGAAACAUGCCCAAGCUCGGCAACAGACAAAGGGACAGGGAUCAACACCUGUUCUACAAAUUGUAUCAUAUGGGUCAGAAUUGAGCAAUCGUGGUCCUACGUUCGACAUGGAUUUAUCUGAUUUUAUGGAUGGGGACAAGCCAAUAUCAUAUGAGAAGGCGAAGAAAUACUUUGCACAGGAUCCGUCUCAAAAGUGGGCGGCAUAUGUUGCAGGCACAAUUCUAGUUUUGAUGACAGAGCUAGGUGUACGCUUUAAUGAUAGUAUUAGCAUGUUGGUUUCUUCUGCCGUCCCAGAAGGCAAAGGUGUAUCUUCUUCUGCAUCUGUGGAGGUUGCAAGCAUGUUUGCUGCAGUUGCUGCUCAUGGUUUAAGUAUUGAUCCAAGAGAGAUUGCUUUGCUGUGCCAAAAGGUGGAGAAUCACAUUGUUGGAGCUCCAUGUGGUGUGAUGGACCAGAUGACUUCAGCUUGUGGAGAAGCAAACAAACUUCUUGCAAUGAUUUGCCAGCCGGCUGAGGUUGUUGGGCUUGUAGAAAUUCCUAACCAUAUCCGCUUUUGGGGAAUUGAUUCUGGAAUAAGGCACAGUGUUGGAGGUGCAGACUAUGGAUCUGUCAGAAUAGGAGCCUUCAUGGGCCGAAAGAUGAUAAAGUCUACAGCAUCUCUGAUUUUGUCUUCAUCAUUAUCUAGUGCUAAUGGAAUAAUUCCUGAUGAAUUGGAGGAUAAUAGUGUUGAACUCCUCGAAGCUGAAGCUUCCUUAGAUUGCUUGUGCAACUUGUCACCUCACAGGUAUGAAGCUGUUUAUGCCAAGAUGCUUCCUGACUCCAUGCUUGGAGAGGCAUUUUUGGAGAAAUAUGUUGAUCAUAAUGAUCCAGUCACAGUUAUUGAUAGCAAGCGUUCAUAUGGAGUGAGAGCAUCUGCUAGACAUCCUAUAUAUGAAAAUUUCCGGGUCAAGGCCUUUAAAGCACUGCUAACAUCUGCUAGUUCAGAAGAGCAGCUUACAGCCCUUGGAGAGCUACUUUAUCAGUGUCAUUACAGCUAUAGCGCUUGUGGGCUUGGCUCAGACGGGACGGAUCGGCUUGUACGGUUGGUACAGGAAAUGCAGCACACCAGAUCAUCUAGAUCUGAGGAUGGGACAUUUUAUGGAGCUAAAAUAACAGGUGGUGGGUCUGGUGGAACAGUCUGUGUGAUUGGCAGAAACUGUCUAAGGAGCAGCCAACAAAUUCUUGAGAUUCAGCAGAGAUACAAAGGUGCAACGGGCUAUUUGCCACUUAUUUUUGAGGGUUCAUCACCGGGUGCUGGAAAAUUUGGGCAUUUGAGAAUUUGCCGUCGGAUGUCUCUUAACCAAGUUAAGUAAUGUGUUCUCAUAUUUGAAGCUUCCACAGACUCACGUCUGCUGGAGAAUGUUAGGGAUAAAAAUUUGAGUGCUAAAUUAUGUACGGACAAUUCAAGUUCAAUAAAACGUUUUGAAAGAAUAGAAUUAUGCAUUUGCUUAUUUCAAUGACAAAACAGACCUGUAAACCACUAAAAAUUGAUGAUGGCACCCAAUUUCAACAUCCUCAGGAGCGAGCUGUUCCUUUAAAAAAAGAUAGUUUAGGCUGUUUGGUUUUAGUAAUUCUAAGUUGUUAUGUAAUCUGAUUUGCUAGAAAUAUAAAAGUUGCAUUUGUGUUUA